This is a messenger RNA of Suillus clintonianus, 216 nucleotides long. RefSeq lists its product as uncharacterized. NCBI's taxonomy places the organism in Eukaryota, Fungi, Basidiomycota, Agaricomycetes, Boletales, Suillaceae. The record is from RefSeq and is a predicted model, not a curated record. The transcript has a single exon. The coding region runs from base 1 to 216 and encodes 71 amino acids.
AUGCAGACUGGUCAGGGUAUGAACAAUCUUGUCACAGGCAUGAAAGACUGUGCUGUGCGGUGUGGUGUCUCAUCUGGGUCUGAUGCCACCGGCACACAACAAACUAUUACUGGAUCAGUUUUGAAAUAUACAGCGGAGGCUCACCGUGCUUUGAUAGCGAUGCGUUGUGCAGUGAAUAAACACCCAUUUCAAUCAGUGGCAGAUCCUCUCUACUAG